GGAGGAAGUUUGCAGUGAGGACCGACGCGAGGUUCUGGUUUAAGGAAGUUAGCGCAAUUUCCGGUCUGCUUACAAGAUGGCUGCGCCCAGUGGUGGUUUCCAACCUCGUGAACGGCGUUUUGCAGCGCAGGAGCAGGAUUGGGAUAAUGCGCCGCCUAAGAGACCCCGGUUUGGGGCAGGAAGCAAGAGCGGAGGCCGUAGACUCAUUGUGGUGCUGGAAGGCGCCAGUCUGGAGACAGUCAAGGUAGGGAAAACUUAUGAGCUACUCAACUGUGACAAGCACAAGUCCAUGUUGUUGAAGAAUGGACGGGACCCAGGGGAAGUCAGACCAGACAUCGCCCACCAGAGCUUACUGAUGCUGAUGGACAGCCCCCUGAACCGAGCUGGCUUGCUCCAGGUUUAUAUCCAUACACAGAAGAACGUGCUGAUUGAAGUGAACCCCCAAACGCGAAUUCCUAGAACCUUCGAUCGCUUUUGUGGCCUCAUGGUUCAGCUUUUACACAAACUCAGUGUCCGAGCAGCUGAUGGCCCUCAGAAGCUUUUGAAGGUAAUUAAGAAUCCGGUGUCUGACCACUUCCCAGUUGGCUGUAUGAAAAUUGGCACUUCCUUCUCCAUCACAGACGUCACUGAUGUGCGAGAGCUGGUGCCCAGCAGUGACCCAGUUGUUUUUGUGGUGGGGGCCUUUGCCCACGGCAAGGUCAGUGUGGAGUACACAGAGAAGAUGGUGUCCAUCAGCAACUAUCCACUUUCUGCUGCCCUUACCUGUGCCAAACUUACCACAGCCUUUGAAGAAGUAUGGGGUGUCAUCUGAGAGCAGCAGAGCCUAGUUCAGACAGGACUCUUGGCGUUACGUCUGUGGACUCCUAAUGUGUCUGCUGGAAGAUCAUCUUCUGUACCAAGAUGGCAGAGUGGGAGCCAACACUGUAUUUCCUAUAAAGACUGUGCUUUUUUCCUUUUUUG
Messenger RNA from Alexandromys fortis (reed vole), 960 nucleotides. It is a transcript of the gene Emg1, whose product is annotated as EMG1 N1-specific pseudouridine methyltransferase. Lineage: Eukaryota; Metazoa; Chordata; Mammalia; Rodentia; Cricetidae. Gene Ontology annotation, molecular function: rRNA (pseudouridine) methyltransferase activity; rRNA binding. The coding region runs from base 77 to 811 and encodes 244 amino acids. The transcript has 6 exons. Gene Ontology annotation, cellular component: nucleolus; small-subunit processome. The record is from RefSeq and is a predicted model, not a curated record. Gene Ontology annotation, biological process: rRNA base methylation.